Molecule: messenger RNA, 1833 nt
Organism: Seminavis robusta
Lineage: Eukaryota; Bacillariophyta; Bacillariophyceae; Naviculales; Naviculaceae
Source: the annotation of a GenBank genome assembly
AUGAGCUUGCCAAUGAGCUAUCAAAGUGUACCUCAAGUGGCCAACCACACAGAGUUGGCCAACCACGAGACAGCUCGGCUUCAACGAGAUGAUUCUGUCCGUGAGUAUACCUCAGAGCCUGGCGCCAGUUUUGCUUCAUCGCUUCCUCGAGCUGCCAAGAUCUUUCUUGUUGGAUUGGCCGUUCUGGCCUUCAUGGCACUUGCAUCCUCUUCUUCUCCCUCCAACAGCACCAGCUUCAACAAGGAGGACUUGGAGGUGCAACUGUGGGGAAGCAGUCGUCAUGAACUUGACGAUCACAAGCACAAACACAAGCAUGGACACAAGCACAAGCAUGAACCUGAACCUGAACCCAAACACCAUCAUGACAAGAAGCCUGAGGAGAAAAAGGAAGAAAAGCCCCUUGAAGAAUGGCAAAUCCCACGCUACUUCAAUGACCAGCUCGUGGAUCACUUCAGUGCCGAUACUACUACUUGGUCCAAUCGAUACUACAUUAGCAGUGAAUACUUCAAAGGACCUGGACACCCAUUGAUUGUCAUCAUGGGAGGAGAAGGACCCGUCGACGAAGUCUUUUAUCCCUUUGUCAAGGAUACUCUAGCCGGAAAGUUUGGCGCCUUUGUCCUUCAGACAGAACAUCGCUUUUAUGGAACAUCCAUCCCCACCGAUGCCGGAGCUGCUGCCUUGCCCACCAAUGACGAGUUCAAACAGUUGCUCUCCCCCGAUCAAGCGCUAAAAGACUUUGUCCGCAUCACCCGACACAUUCAAGCCGAGAUUGGAUGCAGUGCCGACCGUACUUCCCCCGAGUAUUGUCCCGUCAUUACUGUGGGAGCAUCCUAUCCUGGAUUCUUGUCGGCCAUGAUGCGAUUCGUGUACCCAGAAGUCGUGGACAUGUCCUAUGCAUCCAGUGCCCCGCUCUUGCUCUAUGCGCAAGCUCGUUCCACCGAGGUUUACUUUGACUAUGUGACACAAGUGGCCGAAACCGCCUCACCGGGAUGUGCUGCUGCCACCAAGAGCACCCUGCUGCAAGUCAAGCAAGCCAUUUCGGGAAUGUCCAUGCACAAAGCCGUCAAGGACUUGGGUAUCUGCAACAACAUUCCCGAAUACAUUACCACGAGUGAGCUUCUAGCGGAAGAACUGACCAUGAUGGUUGGAUUCUCCAAUGCCGACUUUAACAUGGACUAUCACCCUCCAGGAGACAAGAAUACAGAUGUCAUCAAGGGCUGUCAUGCAUUUCAACAAGACAAGAAGACUCCCAUGGAACGAAUGGCCAAUUGGCUCGUUGUCAAGGCGGAAUCGGGAGCCACCGACCAUCCAGGAGAACCUUGUUACGAUUUGCACUGGGACAUUCCAUCCGGUCCCAACGCCACCAUCACUGGAGCUGACUGGUCCGGCAUGGGAGAUGGCGACACUGCAAACACAUGGGAAUAUCAAUGCUGCAAGGACCUCAUUAUUGAGACUGGCUUUGGUCCGAAUAGCAUGUUUUUGGAUCGUCCCUUUGACUUGGAUUGGUUGACGGAGCAUUGUCAGGCCCGUUUCCAAGUGGAUCCUCAACCUACCCGCAUGGUGGACAACUGGCACUUUGACAAGUUGGUGGAACACGGUGCUUCUCACAUUCUCUUUACGAACGGUUUGCAAGAUGGCUGGAGUCCCUUGUCGUUUACGGAAGAUUUGAGUGAAACCAUUGUUGCGUUGAACUUACCUUCCGGUGCCCACCACAGUGAUUUGAACGAAUGCUGCAAGGACCGUCCCGAAGAACCGGACAUUGUGGAAGGUCGCAUCGAAGUGGCCCGUAUUUUGGGCGAAUGGAUUGACGAACUCCAGCAGCAGGUUCAGUAG